GGUUAGUUCUAAGGUAGCAGCUGGGCUUGCUGUGGUUUCAGCGGCGACGCAGCAAGGAAACAGGAGUGAGGAGUCGGUAUUUGGUGGAGCGCCCAGAGGGUGGAUAGUGGCGCCCCGAGGGCUCUGCAUCGAGGGCCCUGCAUCGCUGGCYGAGAAUGUCAUCAGAUGAGGACAAAUGCUCAGUUCCAGUUAUACAAAAUGACUCCGAUCCAGGCAGUUCUGUCUCUGCAGAUCUUCAGGAAGAAUAUGAAGAACUACUUCGUUAUGCUAUAGUGACUCCAAAUAUGGAAUCCAGUACUUCACAGUCACAGCCAUCUCAUCCUAAGGCAGAAGUGGUGCCAGAAGUUAGAAGUCCUACUCCCAUUGAUAAUAUUCUUCAUAAUCAAGGAAGCAGCUCUGCAGUAAGAGAAACUGCAAUAGAAGUUGGAAAAGGAUCUGAUUUAAAUAUUUCCAGUCAUUCAAAGAUAGAUGGAUCAUCACCAGUGUCAUCACCAAGGAAGCCUUCUCACCCAGUCAUGGAUUUUUUCAGUUCACAUCUUUUAGGUGACUCUUCCUCAUCAAGGUCUAAUUCUGCUCUUACAGAUGCCCAUGAAAUAUUUGUGGGUGAUAGUCUUGUUUUUGAUGAAAACCUUCAGAGGAUGGAAAAUAUGCUUGAUCUUUGGAGUUCAAAUCUUAAGGUGAUUUCCAGCUUGUCUCAUGCCAUAGGCAAGCAAAAGGAAAGAAUAGAGUUAAUGAGAACAUUCUUCCACUGGCGAAUUGGCCACAUCAGCUCCAGACAGGAUGCUUAUGAAUGCAAACUAGCUGACCAGUACUUCCAGAGAACUUUACUGAAGAAAACCUGGAAGGGCUGGCGUUCCAUAAUACAAAGACAAUGGAAAGAGGUGGUAGAACGAGCUUGUCAAGCAAGAGCUGAAGAAGUUUGUGUUCAGAUUUCUAAUGAUUAUGAAGCCAAAGUUUCUAUGUUAUCUGGAGCUUUGGAAAAUGCAAAAACUGAGAUUCAAAGACUGCAACAAGAAAAAGAACACUUUGAAGAUUCCAUGAAGAAAGCUUUCAUGAGGGGGGUGUGUGCAUUAAAUCUCGAAGCCAUGACUAUGUUUCAAAACAGAAAUGAUUCAGGGAUAGAUUUCACAAAUAAUAAAAAAGAAGAAUACAACCCUGGUGUUCAAGGAAAAGAACAUCCUACUCAUGUGGAUCCUUCAGUACCUCCAGUGUCCUCAGCAGUUCCACUGCAUUUGCUGCAGCCCUCGCCUACAGUGCCAGUUGCAACAGCCAGCGCCACUGCAAUUCCUUCUGCUGCUUCCGUGACUUCUGCUGGGGCUGCAUCUGCUUCUUCUGUUCACGUUCACUUUCCAGUUCCAGUUCCAGUCUCCGUUCAUGGUGCAGCAUCCUCAGCUACAACUACAUCUGAAGAAAUGUAUGUGCCAAGAGUUGUAACUUCAGCACAUCAGAAAGCUGGAAGAACAAUUACAGCCCGGAUCACAGGGAGAUGUGAAUUUGCUCCAAAAAACAGAAUUAAUAGCAGUUUAGCUAUAAUGGGAGUCUCUCCACCCAUGAGUUCAGUUAUCGUGGAAAAACAUCAUCCAGUCACAGUGCAAACCAUUCCUCAAGCAUCAGCUGUAAAAUACUCACGGACCAUUCAUCCUGAAGGUGGUACCUCAGUUUCAAGAUCUCUUGGAACCAGAACAACCCACACCCAGUCUCUCACAAGCAUUCAGUCCAUAAAAGUGGUUGACUAAAGUGAAUAUGUUCACAGCAAGGUCCUUUAAUUCCUCUGGUAAAGACUGUACCAAGAGUUGGAAGUCUUUAGUUUUUAACUUUUCUGAAUUGCUAGAACAUCAUGGAUACAUCAUGUUCAUCUUUUCAAAAUUAUAAAGAGACUUUUUCAAGAUAUACCAUCCUUUGUAACUAUA
Messenger RNA from Urocitellus parryii (Arctic ground squirrel), 1910 nucleotides. NCBI's taxonomy places the organism in Eukaryota, Metazoa, Chordata, Mammalia, Rodentia, Sciuridae. The record is from RefSeq and is a predicted model, not a curated record.